Molecule: messenger RNA, 1564 nt
Organism: Carica papaya (papaya)
Lineage: Eukaryota; Viridiplantae; Streptophyta; Magnoliopsida; Brassicales; Caricaceae
Product: RWP-RK domain protein
Molecular function (GO): DNA-binding transcription factor activity
Source: RefSeq, a predicted model, not a curated record
GGCCCCAACCGCUGCGAUAGCAGAUUGGGAACAUUUGAAAAAUAUUAACAGAAACAACCGUCACUGGGCGUAACGGUCAUUAACUGCCUCUCGCGCCUUCUUCUUCUUCCUCUUGUCUCCUCCAAACCCUUAUAUAAAUUCUCCAAAUGAAUCCUCUCAAAUCAUUUUUUUCUCUCUCCUUCUUUCUCAAGCACCGACCGGUGCUUGAGAAAACUAGCAGUAUACUAGUUAUUUACCAAGCCAAUUGCCAUGGCGGAUCCUGCAGCAACUGUUCCCUACCAUGACCCCUACGAUGUUCCCUUUGAAGAUGAAAUUCUUGAUUUUAUUGGAGAUCCGAAUCCUACUCUCUUUGAUUUGUCGAUGACUACCCAAGAAGAAGGAGCAGUACUACCUUUUUCAAAUCCUUCAUCUGUUCUGAACCCCAGUAAUCAGAUCGCAGAUUCUGAUAAUCUAUUGGAUGAUCCAGUUAUGUGGGAAUUUUAUGGAAAGCCUGAUAUGGCUGGGAGUUCUCAAGCAGGUUCGUCGAGGAACUAUGGAGGGGAAACCAGUAAUGAGCGGAGAGAGGAGAAUUGGCAACUACAAAACAUGACUUUAGAUUAUGGAAACAAUAACCAUUCACAAAUUCUUUCGAAUUGGCCACCAUCGCCUCUCCCUUUUGGUUGCAGUUGUUGCCAAGUACUUCGAGAAAUAAUUCAUAGUAAUGGUCGAGAUGUUACAAAACUUGAGAUUCACGGAAGGCUUGGACUGAUCUGUCAUGCCAUACUUGACAUCCAUUCAUCUGCUUCGGUUUCUCAGAAUCAUCAUUAUGAAAUGUGGGAUUUUUGCAAGAAAAGCAUCGCAGAUGUCAAACAACUUCUGGUUCAAUACUGCUUUGAAAGAAACCAAGAAGGAUUUUGGAUGGUGCAGGACCCUCUUUCUCUCUUCUACGAAGCCCUAUGCGUGGGAUUUGCCUGGGAUGAAAAUCUAAAUAGGGGCGAGUUCGUUCCACCUUCCUCAAAUGCAGCGGGUGCUGAAACAAGUCAACCAAAGACAGAUAAUAACUCGCCUAGCGCACCCAAAACCUCUCUUGCAGCACAGAGGGAGAGAACAGGCAAGCUGACCAUAAAAGAUGUUGGGCCGUAUUUUCAUCUUCCGAUUGAGGAGGCAGCCAAGAAAAUGAAUCUAUGUCCUACUGUAAUGAAAAGGAUAUGUCGAAGAGCUGGGUUAAGUAGAUGGCCUCAUCGAAAGAUUAAAAGCAUAGAGCGGAAAAUCUCAGAUUGCACUCCAGAUCUCAAUUCAAACAAUGCAGAGUUAAGAGCCCGCGCUCAAGCAGACAUUGAGAAGCUUCAGAAACAAAUUGACAAAAUCCGUGCUGGAGGAAUAGGACAAGCAGGAAGCAUACCAUUAUGUUCGAUGUUUCAAGAGGAAAGAAAUGAGUAGUCCUCGCACACUGGUUUGCAUUAAGAAAGUGAAGCAAGAUGCAGCAGAAGAGUGGGACGAGAGCAUGCCAUUGCCAGGAGAUAUCAUCGAAGGGUUUGCUGAAGAUGAUGGUGAUGGUGAAGUGUUUAUGCCACCCAAAGCCAGG